Molecule: messenger RNA, 561 nt
Organism: Ceraceosorus guamensis
Lineage: Eukaryota; Fungi; Basidiomycota; Exobasidiomycetes; Ceraceosorales; Ceraceosoraceae
Product: putative RPL33B-ribosomal protein L35a.e.c15
Exons: 4
Coding region: 75-389 (104 amino acids)
Biological process (GO): cytoplasmic translation; ribosomal large subunit biogenesis
Cellular component (GO): cytosolic large ribosomal subunit; ribosome
Molecular function (GO): structural constituent of ribosome
Source: RefSeq, a predicted model, not a curated record
CUCACAGCCACCCAUGCUCUCUUUCACGACCACAAACCUAUCGACAUCUCGGCCUUUCAGACAAUUUCUUCAAGAUGACUCGUCUUUACACUAAGGGUCGUAUUUUGGGUCACAAGCGCGGCAAGAACGUCGCCAGUGAGCACACAUCUCUCGUCAAGCUCGAGGGUGUUGCGGACCAGAAGGAGGCUCAGUUCUACUUGGGCAAGCGAGUUGCGUACGUUUACAGAGCGCACAAGGAGGUCAGAGGCUCCAAGGUCCGCGUGAUCUGGGGUCGCGUUACCAGGCCUCAUGGCAACUCUGGCGUUGUCAGGGCUAAGUUCCGCACCAACAUUCCUCCCAAGGCGUUCGGCGCUGUGGUUCGCGUCAUGCUGUACCCCUCUCGCGUCUAAGCUUUGCACACCUCGAAUGCAAAUCACUCCAGUCUCGCAGCCUUCUUCCCGCAUCCCCCAAGCACGCAAGCUCUUCACACCAUGACACGGCCGACAAGCUGACGUAUCAAACCUCAGCUCGUCCGGCCUUCGCGUCCGGAGUUGGUCCGACGAGAGGACGCUUCGGCGCGAU